Messenger RNA from Pseudomassariella vexata, 2273 nucleotides. Its product is annotated as serine/threonine-protein kinase Sgk2. Lineage: Eukaryota; Fungi; Ascomycota; Sordariomycetes; Amphisphaeriales; Pseudomassariaceae. Bases 33 to 2273 code for a protein of 746 amino acids. The transcript is spliced from 2 exons. Gene Ontology annotation, biological process: protein phosphorylation. Gene Ontology annotation, molecular function: ATP binding; protein kinase activity. The record is from RefSeq and is a predicted model, not a curated record.
CUUUUCCUCCUCCAAAAAACCAAAAGGCCCAAAUGACGCUAAGUGAGGAGCAGAUCAGAGUGAUUAAGGACUAUCCGCUCAAUGACUCGCUGAGUCGUUUUUCAACCAACUUAUGCGAUUUGAAGGCAUCCGUUGAAUCCUGGCGCUCUGGCAUCGCAAGUCUCCUACUUGCCAUACUGGGCUCUGCCACAGCACACCGUCUUCCCGCUCCUGAUGGCAAUGGUAAUGUGGCCCUAAGGCUCUUUACCAUAAGGGAAAAAGCUCUAGAAGGUACCUCACUCCAGCUCGCACAGUUCCAACCGCUUGUGGACGCUGUCAUCGCCAACUCCCCCGAUAUCGACAUCUGGGCCGCCGUCUUUAAUCUCAUCGCUAAUGUCAACCCUUCAACGCCUCCACCCUCCAGCAUCGCCCCGACAUUCAGAGGAACACCCAUCAAGACCAGCUCGAGUCGACUUGCCGACAGCGAAACGCGCGACAUUGUCGAACGAGAGCUUUUCGAGGAGAUAAAAAACUGCACCUUCCGCAAUGUGGGUGGCUUCUGGGACAAGUUCUUCGACCCCAAGAACUGGCGCAAAAAACAGAACGCGAUGCUCAAGGGGAUAUUAACAGCGCACGACGGAAAGAGAUGGACGGAUUUCCCAACCGUACCUGACGAAAAGCCGGUCUGGGACUGGCUUCGCUCCUUAGAAGAGCACUUCUUGGACAAUGCGCCGUACAAGUUGCACACCACUAGAACCGCCAACCAGUUUAAGGAACGGAAAGGUCAGAUGGACCUUUUUUUGCAGAAGCCAGCCACAAAAGCCGGCAGCACCUUUUGGUACAAAGACGUUUUUGUUGUUGGGGAACAGAAGAAGUCGUACGACACAAGCAGGUUCAAGGCCGAUCUCCUCCAGCUCACUCGUUAUGUGCGAGGUGUCUUCGCGGAUCAGCCGACGCGCCGAUUUGUCCACGCCUUCUCCUUUUGUGCUUCCAAAAUAGAGCUUUGGAUCUUCGAUCGGUCAGGAGCGUACAGCUCGGGUCUAUUCGACAUUCACGACGAGCCGGAUAAGUUUGCGUGCGCUCUUGUUGGCUACGCUACGAUGGAUGACGACUUGAUGGGUCUAGACACAUUCAUUGAGCGAAGGGGUGAGCAUCGCUAUGUCACACUGGAUGAUGUAAGUGGCAAGGAUACAAGGGUCAGGCUAGACAAGGCGAUGGUCAGGCAGAUGGCCAUCGUUUGUCGCGGAACGACGUGUUAUGAGACCCAAAACAGCCACGUUGCCAAAUUCUCAUGGGCAUCGGAUAAGCGGAAGCCCGAGGUGGAACAAUUGAACCUGGCACAAGCAAUGGGUGUUAAAGGGGUAGCCAGGGUCGUGGCACAUCGUCGCAUCACUUCUAUUGCAGAGAUGCGGGAGGGGCUGCUGUUCUCAAAGGCUCACCAUUUUCGGGGUGAAGACGUUCACUUUGACGAUCCACCAUUAGCCACAGCAAGCACGAACACGUCGAGCAAGCGCAAGUCAUCGUCCGACCAUAUCUCCGAUGACGCGUCUGGACCCAAGAGGCGGCGGUCCAACAGUCAGAAGUCGAAGCUGGCUACCGAGUUGAAUGGAUCUACUCCUGCCUCGUUGUCUCGCCAGCUGGCCGUGUCAUCAGCGAGUUUAGGACCAUCAGGGGAACUGCUGGAGUCUGAACGAGAUGCGAUCGAAGCACAUCGGUCUCUCUACGUCAAGGGCAAGAUCCUCCACCGCGACAUAUCCUCAAACAACAUUAUUAUCACGAAGCCUGAAAUGGCAGAUGGCUUCAAGGGUAUGCUCAUCGACCUUGAUUUGGCCAAAGUGAGGGACAGUGGCCCUAGUGGGGCACGGCACCAGACCGGCACGAUGCAGUUCAUGGCGGUAGAGGUGCUCCGCAAGACCGAUCAUACCUACCGCCACGACCUCGAGUCGUUUUUCUACGUCCUGUUGUGGAUGUGCGCGCGCCAAUCAUGGAAUAAUGGCUUUGGUGGCGUAGAGAAGCCACCUAAAGAGAGCCUGUUCCGAAAAUGGGAGAUUGGAAGUUUCAGAGACAUAGCCCGAAUCAAAGCAGGCGAUAUGACUGUAGACGGCCUUGAGGUUAUAAUGGGUGAGUUUCCAAAGGCCUUGGAUGACGUUAAAGCCCUCUGUCUUAAGAUUAGGAAGAUCCUCUUCCCUUUAGACAAGGACGAAAGAAUGAGCUUUGGAACUCCUGCAGGAGACCCAGACCAAGUUUACGGGCCCAUCAUAGCUGCCUACGAUGAAGCUAUCAGCAAGCUUUAG